CAGAAGAUGGCCAGCCCGUGUCACGGUCAACAAUGCUCGACGGAAAGGCGUGGCUUUCGGCAGGACACUUGGAGGCGCGAAGUUAUCCGCCGUGUAGGGUUUGAAAGCAUUUUGGAAGGGCUGUUUGGACCUAGACUUCUAAAAGAUAUCAGCCUAUUUGAAGACAUAAGUCGCAAGCAUUGUGGAUCUCAGUGGCCAUAUUGGAAAGGGAUCUUUCUUUCAUUUGUUGUUACUGAUCGCGACUCUGCAUCAUCAAAUUAAUAAAAGAUUGUGAGCCUACAGGUGUUUCUGACUGGUCAUUUGAUGAAAAUUUGUCUCUUUUGUUGCUUGAGAAGAGAAAAACUGAAGGAACAUUCACUUGUUCUUGAACAACCAAAAUUAGAAGUUGGGGAAGAGAAAUUGUCCAGACAGGAACAGACCAAAAUCAACCCCUUAGGGAGACGAGCAGAAGAAUUUCUCAAUGCUGUACUUCAGAAAAGAGAUAAUCUGUGGGUUGUCGACCCCACUAUUCCUUUAGUGGCUCGUGAGAUUAUGCAUCGAAUGAUCAGGGAGUUUGCUGCUGAAUAUACCUCAAAAACUAGCACUUCUCAGGACUCUAUUGUACUCUCCAGCACCAAGGACCAAAGUACAUCUAAAACACCUGUGCUCGGUGCCAGUGCUCUAAAUCCUGUUUUAAGCAAGUUGCUUAUGGCUGAUCAAGAUAGACCAUUGGACCUAACCGUAAAAAAGUACAGCUCUGAAUCAGACAAUCAAGAUGGAGUGCUUGAUCUGUCUACUAAGAAGAGUCCUUGUGCUGGCAAUGUUUCUGCAAGCAAGUUUCUGGAUUGCUCCUCUUCUGCUGUUUUAGCCAAAGGGCGUCCUGGGAGAAGCGGCCAGCAGCAAUUGGACUGCGAAUCGCAAAGUAUUGAAGGGGCACUUCCAAAGUCGCUAAGAAGCUUUCAGACCGUGACACAGGACGGUUAUGGAUCUUCUGUUAUUCUCAAAAUACCAGUGACUCGAUCAGCCCAAAAGGGUGAGGAACCUAUAAACAGGAAUGAGGCAUCAUCCACAUCCAAUUUAGGACCAACAGCUCAGCACCGUGGACAGCACUUAGUUCUAGCCAGAGAGGCCCCUUGGGCCAAACCACAUUAUGAAUUCAAUCUGGAGCAUGCCAGUUUCAGGGGAAAUGAUGCGCGUACCGAUGCCAAGGAACUUUCUUCACGCCAAGUUGCAUUUCAGAGAGGAUCAGUUCAGACAAAACAUGAUGCAAAGAAAGACCAAGGCUGCUCAGCUUCUGUGGAUUUGAAGAUACCACAGGUUCGAGGAAUGGAUCUCACUUGUGGAACCAAUGUCACAAAUCAUUAUACGUGUAGCCCAUUGCUCAUGAAUUCACAGAUUGAAAGCGCGCUUCACAGGAAACUCAGAGUGAUCCUUCCGAAGCAGAAUUUGUGGCACAGGAAAGGGGUGGUGAGUUUGAGUGAUGGAGGACAUGAUUCCUGGGACUCGUUUGUGGAUCAGCCAACCUCCAGCAAGCAGCAGGGCACACCUGAGCAAGAAGGUGACUCGAAACAGCCCAGAAAAAAGCGAGGACGCUAUCGACAAUAUAACAAUGAAAUCCUUGAAGAAGCAAUCACUGUGGUGAUGAAUGGGAAGAUGAGCGUCUCAAAAGCCCAGAGUACUUACGGAAUCCCACAUAGUACCCUGGAAUAUAAAGUGAAAGAGAGGCUGGGUACUUUGAAAAACCCCCCGAAGAAGAAGUUGAAACUCAUCAGUGCUGAGCCCCAAGAGGUGGAUGAUGAGCUGGAACACAGUCCUAGCAAUUCAAAAGCUGAUGACAGCAAUAUACCAAGUCAAGAGGUGCAACUCAGUAAAGAACCCCAGGGGUCCCUGGACCAGUUUAUGGCCAAGCUGUGCAGACAUCACCAGAAACAAUUCAUGAGUGUGCUCAGUCACAUGCACAGUGAAGCGGGUCCUGAGUCGGAGUCAGUGGAGCAUGAGGACAUGGCUGCCUCCAGCCCAGCUCCCCAGCAACAGCAGGCCAAAAAUGCCGGAGACCCAUUGAGGAGCAGAGCCACCUUCCAGUCAUGCCCUUCCUUUAAUCGAGCGACUUCAAUCCAGAGUGACUUGAACUGUGAGAAUGGCACGGAGGGCAAAGAGGCUCCUGGUGAGGGUCCUCAUGUAAUGGGAAGUGAGGUCUGUGGUGCUACUUCUGCUGAAUCACCAGCAGCCUUGGGUGGCUGUAGUGGUGGGACUCUCAUCAAAAACAGCACUGUUGGGGCAAGGUCCUCCUCUAAAGGUAUGUUUACAAAUAACUGCAGCAAAACGGGAAACUUGGAAGCUUUGCAAAAAGAAACUGUGAAUCGGAAGUUGAUCAGCAACUCGCUGUUGGGUCUGUCCUCCAGCGACUGUGCACUCAUUAGUACUGCUAACCGAAUAGAAGGAGUAAGUUCUUGCAACCAGAAGAACAAAAUAGAGAGUACAGUCACCGCCAAAGGUCAGAAGGAGACUCUCCGAGCUCUCCCCAUGCAGUUACUGAACCUGAGAAAGAACUUGAUUAAAAGUCAGAAUGGUCCACAGAGCGGUUCUGGAGCAGGCUCGGACCACAAAGCAAUUAAACGUGUGCUGGUUCAUGGGGGGCCGCAAGAAAGUGCCACUGCCACCAAAAGGACUGUCAAGGGUAAUCAUGUGCUUCCAACAGCUGCAAGCGCCAAAGACUGCUGGGUUUUCUCCAAGUCCCGUCCUGGUGGGCGGGGCGCCAAUGGGCGCCUGAGGUUAAAGGUGCAGUCUCCUCCCACCAAGACGGCCAGAAAGAGCACCAGGGUGACAGUUCCGCGGGCGCGCUCUUCCGUGUCAACUGUGUGCCAAUAUGUGAACGAGCACGACAACCAGUGCGACAUUGUUUACAUCAGCAAGCCGAUCACGGAAUGCCGCUUCGACACCCAGAGGUCCUGGUCUUCCACGAGAAAGACGGCGAGGAAAAGUACCCGCGGGCAUCUCUGCAAUGAAGAAUAUUGGGAGCUAAAGACAGUUCGCACUUCAGCCAGGAACCCAGUAAUGGAAGCAAGGAAGGAGAGCCUUGCGUCUUUUGUUCCCAACCCGCCUGCCCCAGUGACCCCGAAGCCAGUGCUUUCUCUGCCUGUUAGUGUGCCUGUUGUUGGUAUUCCGGUGACAGUUGGCACUGGUAUUCAUGGGGCAAAGGGGCAAGAGAAAACACUGCCGAAGCAAAACUUAGUUCAGGAGCUCGAGGAGAAUCUAAGCUUUAAUUGCUCAGCAAACUGUGCAGAGAAGGUCAUCAAUGUAAGUCAGGCCUGCCAGUUGCAGGAGGCCAAUGCAUCUUCCAUGAAUGGCAAUGACCCAGAAGGGGAACAGAAGAGGCCCUCUGGCCAGGUUAACAGUCCCAGCUCCGAAAACUGUCCAGCAUCAAUCAGGGGUGCGCAGGUUCCAAACGUACACAGGAGCAAAUGUACCACUGUACAGGCUGAUUCCCGAGAACAGGGCAAAAGCUUGCUGGCUGCUCGCCCAAGUGUUGAGCCACUUGGCAAGCUACUGGAGGAAUGCAGGAGCACUGAACAGAGCCUGUCUGGACUGGAACAGUUAGUUAAGGAAAGAGAUGAGAUGAAGGGUAAUUCAUCAGCAAAGGACAGGAGCUCUUUAAACCACUUAGAGCCCAGUCUGAAUAAUGGGAAUCAAGACCCUUCUGUGUCUUAUUUAGAUAAUGUUGGAAUCAGUCCUGUUAACAGUAUUGAGAUUAACCUUCCUCAAAACCAAUGCAGCAAGCAGAACAACAACAGCAGUGAAUUAUUAAAUGGUGACUUGGGGGAGUUGAGCCAUGGUCUCUGCAAGCCAAUGGUGGAAUCCCAACAACCUGAACAUUCAAACAAAUCAGUUGAAAAUGUUGAUAAGGUAAAGGUAGAAAAAUUGUUGACUGAGAAAGACUACUCCAAAGGAUCGGGGAUUACGUUAUGUCUUCCACCUAAAUCAGUCGCUUGUUCUGUCAUGCCCAAAAGCGAUUUGCAUCCACAGCCAGCUUCCAUACACGAAGGCAAAAGCAGGUGCAGUGAUCCAGGACAGUCCACCCUGGAGGUGGUGGAAGGACAAGGAACUGGUGGUAUUGAAUGCCCUGUGCCAGUGAGCAAUCUGUGUUUGAGAGGGAGGAAGCCAGAAGACCUUGAUGCGAAUGUACCUGACCACAAGAGGAAAGAAGACAUUAGGGCCAUGAGAUCUCUCCAGCAUGGUAGGAAUAUCAGCCCCAUCAAAGAGGAGACGUCUAUUCCACCAGCUUCAGAAAAGAGAAAACAACGUAAAAGGUUGAUGCCUGCUCCUUCUGACAGAUGCUUAAGGAGUCAACAAUCACAGCCGCAGACUGUGGUCAAUGUCGGCAAUGUUAAAGAGGAGCCCAUGGUUAGUGCUGAUGGCUUACUAGUCCCUUGUCUCAGUGUGAAAUUCCCGAGGAAUCAAGGUGAGAAGGGAUACAGAAGGGAAGUGUGCAUCAGCAGAGUGACAUCUGUUCAAUUUCCAGUGGACUGCUUCAACAAAACCCUUUUACAAAGCAUUAUUGACCCCGAGAGCAAGGUCGACGAAUCCCUUGCUACCACUUCCAUGAAAGAUGUUAGCAAAAUGAGAAAGCCAGCAGUUAAGCAGGUUGCCUCUCAAGCUCCAGGAGAGGAGCCUGAGAGCUCGGAAGAUGAAGAAUUGAUUACUGACAGUUUUGUACGUGAGAAAACACUCCUCAAACAAGGUAGAAUUCUCGAGGUCUGUGUGGAUGUAAAAUCGGCUGAAGAGAGGCAAGUUUCCUUUUCCAUUCAAAAUGCUGGAACCACUCAAGUUUCAGAGUCAUCCAGUGGCUCCGUGGAUGAUGUAUCUACUUCAAGCCAACAGCAGUCAGGUUCACGAAAGAUAGAUGCCCAUAAGGAAAGCGCAAAGCGGGCAAGUGGUGGCCUUGCGAAGAGAGUGACCAAUUUUGGGUCUUCACAUCAAACGACAAAGGGAGUGAUUGCAAAAGUGUCACCAGGGGACAAGAAGAUUGGUGUUGGGUCACGUGACUUGAGAUGCUUAAAUACGUCCGUCACUGAGUCUGAAACAAGAGUGCUGGAAGAGGACACUGAAUGCACAACUAGAAAGUUGCCCACCGAAGUUAUCCAAGAGGAUGAAGAGUCUGAGCCAUCUGGCGUGAACGAUGCCGAUGCUACUGAAGUGAGCCGACCAAAAUUUUUGGAUUGGUGCUCGGAGGAUGAAAACCAGGAGCUAAUCACCACCUUGAACGCCAAAUAUGAGAGUCUUCACAAAGCAUGGAUUCAGCUGGAGAAGGAAGGGCCGGUGAUUCAAAAAGCCAAAUCCAAGACCGAUCGUCUCAAGGAAAUUUGGAAAAGCAGGAAGAGGGCGCGCAAAGUCAGAGGAUUGUAUGACCACAAAAUAUCUCCAGUGCAGAAACUCUUUGUGGCCAACUUCAACUUGGCCAACAUUUGCAAGUGGUUCAUGGAGACGACCGAGACCAAAUCUCUAGUGAUUGUCAAGAACGUCAGCGCCAGGAAUCCGCUGGAAGCCAUGAAAGCCAAGACCUUCCUGCAGAAGAGCUCCAUGGCUGGUCUUUUUCCCAGUCCGCAAGCUGAGCGGCUAAAGAAACACCUGAAAAAGUUCGCCAUGGCCUCGCCUGCUCGAAACAACUCGAAGACCCGGGCGCUGCUAGAUAGUGUGCGGAGGAUGAGCUUGAUGGGAGGAGAGCGAGCUAGGCAGCAGCAGGACUUACUGCCAGACGCUGGAGGUGGCCUGUCCCCCAGGGACCUCUUCCUGGCCAAAGGGCCAGAUGGCCAAGAGGAAGGGGCUGGUCCCCCUUCAAGUAGGAUGGCGCCCCAACUCUCCAAACACUUGGGGCUGAAAAAACCCGUCAGUGCUUGGAUCCUGAGGAAGUACUCUAACAUGAUGGGCAAACUCCACAAAUUUCAGCACGGGAAAGAGCAAGCUGGGCGAAAACACACAGGCAAGCACAAGAGUGUUUGCAUGAAUCCCCUGGUCUCACCCAAGCUGACCUCGCAGACCCAGUUAGACUCUCCCAGGAACCCUCUGCCUGCCGCCCCGAGGAGACCCGAGGAGAGCAAAGGGAAGCGGAAAGGACCCAGGGAUGCUCCCAUCAAGGAACCUCGCUUGGCGCGGGCAAAGACCUCCAAGUCCGAGGCCAUAUCUCCUGCACUUCCGUCCAAGUCCACACCCAAGCAGUUCCCAGCCAGCCGGAAACCCAAAGCUGACGGCAGCUCCAGCAAGCCACCAGCUCCCAAGAAGGCUGGCGGUGGUGGAAAAUCCAGCAGUCUGCCCACAAAGACCUUCCCGAAAAGCACAGAGAAGAGGUCCCCCAGUACCGGACUGAAAAUCGUUCCGAGGUCCAAGAACAGGUCCCGUACUCGAGAUAGGGUCAGAGGCACAAAGGUCAAUGCCAAGAAAAAGAGCAGUGUGGGCAAGGAGCGACAGACAAAACAGGCUCAGAGGAAGGCAGUGUCCCCAGCCAAGGCCAAACAGCGGGACAAGACAGGCACCAAAAUUAGAAACAAAGCAGCCAUCCCAGCCAAGCACAGGCCAAAGUGUGACGUCUCAUCAGAGGCUAAACAAAAGAAACGAAAACUAAGUGAGAAGGGCGACCCAGUUCCCAACAAGCGCAAGCGGACAGAUGCAAAAUGACACGUUUGCCCGCAGGACUCACUGUAAAUUAUUGUGUCCUUAACAACAAAAGAAAAACAGUCGACCUCAGAAAGCAUUAAUUGAUGAAGCUGCUUUUAUAAUCUUGAGGCGAGCCUUUGAAAUCGCAGAGGAAAGAACUCGACUGUGAUCCUAAUUUUAUUUUUCUAAGCACGUAAGCAGAUGUCUUGUAAAGAAAAUACAGGGAGCUCCCCCCUCCUACCCCCCCCCAACUGUGAAUAGAGUUUUUAUACUGUGCUAUAAAUGGUAUUGUUUUCUUUUGCCUGUUUGAUUUGAUUUUUUUAUAUAUAUAUAUAAAAAAAAAUAUUGGCCUGGCUUAGACUGAUGUGAGAGCUGUAAACGCAAAUUGAAAAGAACAGUGCCUUAUUUAAAUAAUGAGAGGAGUGAUCUUUUUGCGUGUGUGUUUCUGAGAUUAAAGGCUUGCAUUGACAAUGGAGACUUGCUCUGUACUUGUUGCAACUCCACCUGGGGUCUAUAGAAAGCUUAGCUGCUAAUAGAACGGCCAUUCGGAGGUCAUUCAGUCCAUCGUGCCUGUGCUUACUCUUUGUAAGAGCUCUCCCUUCUGGACAAUCCCCACGUCCCCGUCGCAAAUGUUCCCCUUCGAGUAUUUAACCAACUCUCUUUUGAAAGUUAUCAACUUUCCUUCACUUCUGGGUAGUGCAUUCCAGAUUGCAUCUUGUUAUGGCCUUUUAAUUAAAAACACAAGCAAUUCUAGCAGCUCUGCUCCUUUCCUCUGCUCACCCCAGUUCUUUUUCUGCCCAUAGAAAAAUUCUGUUCUCUUUCUCUGUCUUUCACAAUUUUGAUUGCCCCCCACCCCACCUUCAUUUAAGUCUCCCUGCUGUUAGGAGAAUAACCUUAGUCUCUCAUAUAAAGUAAAAUUUAUAGCAAAAGUAGAUAAAGCAUCUUAGGGUUAAAUCACACAAUGAGUCACCAACUGGAGAAGGCCAGAUAGGCUAGAAGUGCCUGGCACCCUUCUUCCAAACUGUUGUUCCUGAGACAUCUGCCUGUUGGUCCCUGUUUCCCCCCAACUAGUUCUAACCUCAUCCUCCCUGUAAAGCUGCUAUUGCUUCACCGCUCCAACUGAACCAUCUUGAGAAACGGGUUACUACUAAACCAGCUUGGCUUGUCGUUCCAAAGGGUCACAAGAAAUUUGUGUGAAGAUUGGCAGGCUGUCCUCUACUGUGGAUUGCUCAACACUACUCCAAUUUCUCAAUGUUUGUAGGGUCAGUGAGAGUUUGUGGAGUCAUACAGCAUGGAAACAGGCCCUUUGGCCCAACUUGUCCAUGGUGCCCACCAGACUAGUCACAUUUGCUCACGUUUGGCCCAUAUCGCCCUGAACCUCUCCUAUCCUUGUACCUGUCCACGUACCUUUCUAAAUGUUGUUAUUGUACCUGCUUCAACCACUUCCUCUGGCAGCUCAUUCCAUAUGGCCAUGUUCUUCCUUUCCCCGGCCUUUCAUUUGAUGUGUUGUUCUUGCAUUUUGCUUCCACACUGCUCCUCAGGGUCCAUCCAGCAUCCCAUUUGUAGGAAGUCACUGUGGUCUUUAUUACCUACACCUCAUCCACUGCUUCAGAGGCUGGAAAGCCUCAAUUUUUGGUAUCUUUCCUCUAGUGUUUGGCAUCAUUCUGCCCCAUCUCUCUACAUCUUUCUCUGGCGAAACCCACUACAAGGUGAGGACGCAGCAUGGCUCUGUCCCUUUUAAGCCUGGUUAAUUGGCCACUAUAAAUUGCUUGUAGCGUGUAGAUGAGUGGUAGAAUCUGAGGGGAGUUGAUGGGAAUGUGGGGAGACUAAAAAUAGGAUUAAUGUAAAUGGGUGUUUUGUAGUCAGGACAGACUAGGUGGGCCAAAGCGUCUGCUUCCGUUCUGUGUAGCUCUGUGAUUAGUUACAUGGCACUGUUUAUUGCUGUGUAUAUUUGACUUUAUGAUUGCUUUGCCUGAACAAAAGCAGACAGAUUGCCAGAGUUCUGACCCUCCCUGUAUACAUUUUUGGGGUACAGAACAAGGGAGUUCAUCCCAUUUGUACAGUGGCUGGCUCAUUAAAAGAACUCCCCAGUUAGUCCUCCCACUUCCCACUAUUUUCAGUCACCCUACAAAUACUUCCCCUUUUCAAAGUGUGCUUAAUUUUAUUUUGACUUUUACUAUUGAAUCUGUUUUGAACCUCCUCAUCACUAUUCAUCCUCGUCUCUCUGUGUAUUGAUGAACCGAUUUUAGAACGACACUUGUUCCUGUAAUGUAGGCAGCCAGGAGAUCAGAUAUAGCGGUGAUCUCCAGGUCACCCUUCCCAUAUUCAGACUUUGGUUGCUGAAGGAAUGGUGCACCAGGUUUUACAGUAGCCUGGUAUCCACUCAUAAACCCGACCCCUUGGGGCAGUACAGAUCACGUGAGCAGAGGUUUUGUUCCUGUAAUUCAAUUAGAAUCAUAGCUAAUUUGAUCAGUCUUGCUGUAAUGUUGCGAUAAAGAGCUUGGUUUAUAGGAUUGCUGUGGAUUUUAAUUGGAGAUUGAUUACCUCAGCACUUCACAGCAUUGGUUUCCUGCCAAGCUUUGCCCAGAAGGAUGGUGAUCCAGGUUACCAUGACUUUUUCCCCUCAUUUUGGGAUCAAUUGCAUCCUUUUCCUGCCUCCCCAGGCCUCAGUGGGAAGGUCAAGGCUCCUGCCUCCAUGUCCCCUCGCCCCCUUCUUAUGUCUCGUUUCUUCCACUGCACAAGCUCUUCUAUUCCAUCCCACCCCUCCUCAAUCCUAUCUGAGGCUUAACCGUUCCUACUGUAAGGGAUAGAUAGCACUAUGUUAGCUCAGGUGGAAGUGCUUUUCCAGAAAUUCCUGACAGCAGCUGACUUGAACUAGCACUUCAGAAAAUGGCAUCCAAACCAGCUUCCAGCACUUGGAAACCUUGUCUAGGCUCUGCCUAGUGCCUUUGCUGAACCAUUCAUGUUGGAAGCCCCAGCAGAACAGUAACUCCCAGGCAUCUUCCACAUGCAAGUUGUAUCCCUUUGUUGGUGUGUGUUGUAAAUCAGAAGGAGCCAGUAAGUCCCUCCAUUGGUCCAGGUGAUCAGUUGAACCCAUCUACUCACCUUGGUUCUUUACCUAAAACUGACAAAAUUCCAUCCACACUGCCCUUUACAUGAAUAAAAUUUUACAGAAUCAGAGAAUGAUUGCAGCACAGAGGAGGCCACGUACCAUCUUUUGUUUCUCCUUCCUCUUUCUUUGCCGGCCCCUGAGCUCCACUGACCUCUCCCGCCUCAUAAGAAAUAGUGGCAGGAGAAGGCCAUCUGGUCCUUUGAUCCUGCUCUGCCAUUCAUUAAGAUUGUGGCUAAUCUUGUACCUCAGCACCACUUUCCAGCAAUUCCUUAACAUUCAAAGGAAAAGAGAUUGAUACAUUUGCCAACUCCUUCUGGAAGUCCCUUCACAUAUGUUUAUUCUGCCAAUGUUGUUGCUUGGACCAACAUUGUGAAGUGAACAGAAAGUGAGUUGUUAUCUCUCUGUUCACUUCAGUCCCACUCCCUCCCCAUCACCAUACAGCACAGAAGGAGAGCGUUUGGUCCAUCAUGUCUAUGCUGGCUCUUUGGAAGAACUAUUCAAUUCAUCUCCCUCUUUCUCAGUAGCCCAGUACAUUUUUCUUUAUGGAAAGGUAAAUGAACAAUCCCGGGGACUGAAGAUGGUUGCGUGAUGCUUGAAGUGGGAAUGUAGCCUAGGAGCCUUGUAGGAUUUCAGCCUUAUUCCUGAAACAGAGUACAGAGAGUUGUACUUUGCAUCUAACCUUGUACCCAAGCUGAUCUUAGGUUUUUUUUUUGCAUUCAGGUUUCUGUGCUGUAGCUGGCUGGUACAAGCUUGUGGCUGACACGUGGGGCAACCUAUCCCAUUCCAAUUCAGCCUGACCUUGAUGAGGAUCACUUCUUAAAGCACAGUUGCAAAAUGAUGACAGGAAGAAGGCUGGCAUGUUGCUGGUUUACCUCCCUGGUAUGGAGCAUGUCCAAUAUGUAAAACAACAAAGAUAUUAAAAAAAAUCUGAGAAUAGAAGAAACUAUGGGAAGGAGAGUUGCAACAACCUUUUGGGCACAGGGUCCAUACUUCUGAGCAUAAGAGGUGGGAAUGGGAGUAGCCUUUAUGCUCCUUGAACCUGCUCACCAUUCAGUUCAAUCUGAUUCUGAAAUCCACUCUUACCAAUUAUGUUAUGUCCAUAAACUACAGAUCUCUGCCUUGAGUGAGCCUCCAUAAUCUUAUGGGUAAAGAGUUCUGAGCUUCACAAGACAGUUGUCCUCUCAAUUUACAAAUGACCAAUCCUUAACACCAUGCCUCCAAUUCUAAAUUCUCCAGCCUGGGAAAGCAGCCUCUCCGUAUCCAUCUGUUAACUCCUCUCAAAAAGAAUCCACGAUGUGAACUUGAAUUUUCUCUCAAAGCAUCAUGGAUGGGACUUGAGGACAGGUAGCAUACAAGGUUAUGAACAAAAUAAUGGGCCUGAACGCUGUUGUUCUUUCAAAGAACCAGCACAGACUUUACAGGUUGAAUGGUGCCUUUUUGCGGUUAGGCAGCUCUUUGGUUUUCUUAUUAUUUACGUACUGUGUUGCUGGUAAUCCCCAACUGUCCUUGAGAUGGUGGUAGUGAGCCACUAUCUUGAACCACUGCAGUCCAUGAAGUGAAGGUGCUCACAGGCUAAGGUAGUGAGUUGCAGGAAUUAAAAUUUUCUUUCCCAGCAUUCAAAUACUUCUGUCGCCUCAUCCCCGGAAAUCUUCACAUUCUACAGUCCUGUGCUAUCCUGCUCUGUUGAAUGUAAGAGGAUUUAAUUACCCCACCAUUAGCAGCCAUGCUUUUUAAUUGGCAGGGACUUUACUUCUGGGAUUUCACCCUCUCCCUCCCCCCACCAAAGAUCUCUUGCUCUUUAGGUGUUUUUUAAUUUUAAAAAAAAAAGCUACCUCUUUGAACAAGCCUAUAGUCAUCUGCCCAAGUAUUGCGAUUUGAAAUCAGCUUUAUAUUUGAUAAAACUGUCAAUCCUUGGGAUGUUUUUGGUAUGUAAAAGCACUGUAGGAGUAGAAAUUGUAUUUGUUGUAGUGAUUGGUGGGACGUUGUAUCAGAGCAGGGAGGGCUGACUGUACCUUGUAGUGGUUGGUGGGACGUUGUAUCAAAGCAGAGGGGGCUGACCUUACCUUGCUAGAAAAGGUGUGGAAGUAGAGUUUGCAACUUGCAUAAAAUCUCAUUGAAUUAUGGUACCAAAGGAAAUCCAAACAAAAUGUGGGAAUACUUAGUGUCAGGGAAGAGGAAAGGAUAGCUUGGUACUCCCAUCAUUGGGACUGGAUCUGCCCAGUGGCUGACUAACCUGCAAGGUAUUAUCUGCAUAGAUUGCAACAUUUGUACACAGAAAUGGUCUAUUUGAGCCAACCAAUCCAUGCCAGGAUUUUUGCUCCACUUGAGAUUUCUGCUUUUUAACUGACAGCAGCAUAACUCUCUCUCCUCCUUUCUCAUUUGCUCAUCUAGCUUUCCUUCAAAUGCAACUACCCAGUUAGCCUCAACCACACCUGCUGAAAAUAAGUUCACAUUUUCAUCGCCCUCCAGGGAAAGAUUUUUUUCAGGAUCCCCUAUUGCAUUUCUUUGUGACUAUCUUACUCUGUAUUUGAAUAUUUUAGUAUAACUGGUAACUGAGAAAGUAUCCCCAAAUAUUUUUUCCCCCUCACUGGUGAAGCUUCAUGUUGGCAUUUUUUUUUUAAUAAUCUCAGCCAUGAAUAUUGGUUUAAGAAUGUAGCUUUCAAAAUGUGGAUGCAGUCAAUAAUCGGCGCACGAGUCACAUUUCUUUGUGGAAGUAGAACAGAAUACCUUGUUCUAUAGAGUAACUGGGUGACUUGGUGAUGGUACAGGGUUGGGAUGAUGCUGGCAAGUUUGGUAGGGAAUCUGGACCAGUAAAAAUAAGAGCAGAAAUAGAUGGCUUUGUGUGAGAAUUGAUCACAGUCAAUACCACUUUGGUUACAAUUUAUCACAAACUUGUGCCAAGAAAUGACAGCUAAAGCAACACCCAAACUGUAAGAAAAUUAAAAAUCAACAGUGUCAAGCCCUACUCUGUUCUGUCCUCUGGUUCUGCUCUUCCUGAAUGAGGGGAGGAGAUGGAACGGCUCUUGAAUUGAGAUGUAUCCAUGUUGUAGGGUUUGAUGGGAAGGACGUUGAAGGUAGUCCUGAUGCAACGCAUUUCCACGGCUGCUUCAGACCUUGGUGAUCACUGACCUGAUGAUUAGGCAAUAAAACUUGCACCAUUGGAACAAUCAGAUGCCAUUGUCCUUGCUGUUCCUUGCUCCUAUGUACGAGCAAUAUUUUAAAACUGUACUGAAUGUUGUAGUAUUAAAUACUCAUGCCCAGCAAUCUUUUGAUCUGGAUUCUGGCUCUAGGUGGCAGUCUGAGACCUUACGGUGAGACCAAAUCCACCUUAGAUUGUGGAGUGACUCAAAGUUAAUGACGCAGUGGACACCGUAGUCUUAUGAGCCUCAGAGAGAUCUGUAUUCUUCCUGUUUAUCCAUGUUUAAUCACACUGCCCCGGUGGCUAUCCCUGCAACUGGCAAUGCUAUAAUCCCUCAAAUUCCCUGCCCAGACAACUGUCUCCCAUACUUCCAUCCUCCCCUACUUUCACUUAAGAGGCUUCUUAAAACUUUAGGUGCGGCUUGAUUAAAUUUUCCCUCUAAAGCAGAUUGGGACAUCUCGCCAGGUUAGAAGCACUACAUAAAUCUAGCACUGUUGUGUUACUAUCUGGGGCAACUGUCCAGCAUGCAACAAAACCCACUGCAUGAAUUAUAAAACAAUACAAUAACUCUAACUGCAGCUCUCCAUUUUCAAAGGAAAUUAGGUUGUGUGGUAACACUUAUAGAGACAUGACAAUUAAAAGUCUUUUAUGCAAUGGAUAUUUCAAAUAGGGGUAGACCUGGUGUAGAUGCACUAGAUUGUAGUUAGAGAGGUUAGAUUUGGUAAGAUGGAAGGCUGUUUCCAUCUUUUUCCCACCUGAGCCAUUUACCAUUGCUUCCCGUUCUCGCUGACUUAAAUCACCAGUCCGUAAGGCUUUGUCAACUGUCACUUUAAUUCUCCGUCCCACUCCUGCCUCCUACCUUGCCCAACAUAAGCUGAAGGAGCAGCAGCUCACUUUCCCUCUGGGCAUGUUGGGACUUAAUAUUCAUUUUAAUUAUUUCGGUACACUUUUUACUCUCCACAGAUGUGGCUGCACCUAUCAUUUCUAGUUUGAUUUUUUUUCCAUUAGUCUCCAACAGGUACUUAAACUGAUUCUUACCUUGACAACUUGGGUCUGUACCCCAUCACUGACAUUUCCGCUGUCCUUUCCAAUCAUCCCUUGCUCUGCAACUUGGUUCCUCGCUUUUCCAAUUCCAAUGAAGGGUCCUUGUCCUGAAAUGUCAACAGGCUUUCUCGCCCGACAGAUGCUGCUUGACCUGCUGUGUAUUUCCAGCAAUGUCUGUUUUCCUCUACAUUGGCUCCCACUCUGUGAUGCACCAUUUAGAAUUUUCACUUGUGUGUUUAAAUCCUGUGGUCUUGGAGCUUCCAUCCCCUGUAGCAUUUCCCCCCCAGUAUGUCCUUUCCUUGCCUUUCCUCUCCACUAAUGCUCCUCCCUUCAGUACCUUGGCAGUAAGUGGAAACUCAUCCAAAGCUCACUACCCCUGCUCUAAGGUCUUUUCCUGGCUCACUACCAAAUCUUACCCAUUUACCUUCCUGUGCAACACCUUGGAUCUCCCACUGUGUCAGAGUGCCCUCUAUAAGGACAUUUAUUCUCUCUUGAACCAGGAUCCAGCACACCUGUGAAAAUGGGGUGGUGUUCAGCAGGUCUCUGGCAGUGUGGUUCCAGCCCAGGGUGGCAGGACUGCAGAGGUGGGGUAGAUGUGGAGAGGACACUAAAGGGCACCUGCCUGAAAUCAUUAAAGUCAAUAUUAAGUCCUGAGGGCUGCACUGUGCCCUAACAAGAUGAGGUGCUGUGCUAGGGCUUCAUUUGCAGAAACCCUAAGAGACUAGAGACAGAGAGGUCAGAUUGGGGCAGAUGUGACACUCGUACAUUAACCACAUCGACCCGCUCAUCCUCCCACUGAUCACUGCUGCUGGGGUGGAUUGGGAGCUCAGGGUCAUAGGCAGUGUAGUGUCCCAAUCCAAGAAUAAGAAGUAGGAGCAGGAGUUGGUUAUUUGGACCCUCAAAUCUAUUCUGUCAGUCAGAAAGAUCAUGGCUGAUCUGAUCUUGCCCUCUGCUCCACUCCUCUGCCUGGUCCUGAGAACCUUUUGACUCUUGUGUAGACUAAAAACCAAUAUCUCUCGGCCUUCUGCUUUGUAGGACAUGCCAUGCUGUAGCAUUUUCUGUGGACAUUUUGACCUCCAACUUUGUUUUAAAUAAUUGGUUAUUGCAGUGCAGGACUAUCUCAAUAUCUCGAUCUGGGAAACAGCACUUGUCAGCUACUAGGUUCAUCCCCUCUGCCAGAACAUCUGUUGACUAAGGGAAGGUUAUUCCAACAAGGAAUCCACGACAUGUGCACAGCAGAACAUUAGGGCAGGAUCCUAACCCUUCCAUGAAGUGAUCAAUCUUAGGCUCACUCAUCCUUGAAAGUGGAGCACUAAAGUGGGCAGUACAGCACAGAUAGCACAGAUUCAGACUAAGAUUGCCCGGUGCACACUAAGUUCCCAUGUCCAUUUCCCAGAAUCUUUGCAAGGAAUUGAGGGUCCAGCUCCCUCAUCCCCUCCCUUUACCUUCCAGUGUUGCUGAGACAGAGUGGGAAACAUUGGCCAAGGUUCCCCCUCUCUACCCAAUGCGGGUGGGUUUCUGGAGAAUGCACUUGGGAAGUAGACUGACAGAAGUCGGAAUGAAGUCAGCUGUGGCUACAAGGGCACUGGUAUAUGCUGUUUAGACUCGGAGCUGGGUCGUAAAGGAAACAGAUGCUCCCAGAAGGGAUGAGAGAAUAAUGAAGCAGAUUGCAGGUUCCUUCUGCAGCUGCAGCAAUGCUGAGGUUCAGGCAUUCAAAUCUUUCUUCUAUAAUGUUAUUAUGUUCUCCCUCCCUCCCAUUUCCUUUCUCUAAUUCCUCUGCUCAUGUUGCCCUUAUUCUGCUGUCGAAGCAGGCUUAAUCCCAGCUAUAGUGGGAUCAAGCCUGGUGUUGAGUUAGUUGGUCUUCUCAAUGCCCACUAGCUGAGGAGGGACCUGGAGCCACAACAAUCGGCCUUAUGGAAGUGGAGAAUCCACCGAGUCUCUUCUGAAGAACAGACAUCAGUGUGGGCAAUACCUGUGGAUGGAAGGAGUUGGCUCACCCUGACCCCACUUCCCCACUUUGUUGCACCCACCUGCCAGUGCCCACAGUCCAGUUUCAUACAUGUCUGUUAUCCAAAGUUUACAGCACAAGAAAAGGCCAUUCAGCCCAAUGCCACAGAAAUCUCUACUGCUCACCAUAUCAAACAUUUGCUAUGUUCCUUAAAUCCAUGUGCUUAUUUAACUUAAGUUUAUUUGUUCUCAUCCAAUCAAUGGGAUAAUGAAUUCUACAUUUUAAACUGUUCACCGAUAAAGAUGUUUUUCCUGAAUUCCUUACUGAAUUGAUUAACAAACAUCUUAAAGGUAUGGCCCCUCCUUAUUCCCCCACAAUUCUUUCUACCCUAUCGAUUCCUGGUCAAAUUUUGAAGACCACCUUACGCCCUCUAUUUACCAGUGCCCCAUCCGCUUCAGUAUUACUGAUAGUCACAACACCUGGGUUUUGGUGUCAUUUAUCAUUCCUGCAGAUCUUUUAUAUUUCCUGCACCUUCCCCUCUGCUUGUGUGUCCUUUUUGCAGUGUAGUGACCAGAGCUGACCACCACGUAACCUCUCCAACUGCAGACUGUGCCUACAGAGAGUUGGGGAGAAGCUAAACAUGGAGGACCUUCACUGCACAGAAUUGUUUGUACUGGUCCUUAAUUUCAUUGCCUCCCUUUAUUCAGCAGCCAUAUCCAAAAAUAUUACAUGAAAAAUGUUUAAUGAAAAUAUAAAUGCAUAAUUUUUGGAAACUGCUGACAGUUGAGGGCUGGAACAGGUGAUUGGUAUAACUUGGGAGUCAGAUUCACUGACCAGCGCUGGGGGAGAUGAGAAGUCUUUACAGGCAACUUGUUGCAAAUAAAACCUUUAGAAACUCAUCAGAUUAAAAACCAGAUUUCUCUCCUCUGAUCCUGUAAACUCAGUGCGCCUUUUGUUCGUAGGCAAGCUGGAAAAUGGAUAAUUGCAACUCUAAAAAUACCCAACAUCUUAUUCAUUUCCUUUUCAAUGAUGAUACCUGACAAAUACAGAAAAGCAAUAGUCCUGGGUUAUGGAAGAUGGAUGGACUUGCAUUGACAUAGUGCCUUUUCACAAUCACCCACCUAGUGUACUUUUUGAGAUGUAGCCAUUUGUUCUAAUUGUGGCAGCCAAUUGCCAUAGAGCAGGUCCUCAUGAACCGAAACCAAUGAUGUCCAGGUAAUCUAGUAAUGUCAACUGGGGAUGAUAUCUGCUGUUCAUGGAGGUAGCAUCAAGGGAUUCUUUUAUACCCUGAGAGGGCAGACAGGGCCUCGGUUUAGCAUCUCAUUCAACAGAGUGCUUGCUUGAAGGGGCAGCACUCCCUCAGUCCUGCACUGGAUUGUUGUCUGGAUUGGGAUUGAACCCACAGCCUUCUCACUUCAAGAUGAGAGUGCCAUCAACUGAGCCCAUCACAGUGAGUAGGGCUUUAUUCAUCCAGACAUCCCGUAAUGCAGCUGAUCUUUCCAAGGUGUUCAUAUUGAUAAUAAAUGCAGUACUUUUUUUUAACGUCCAUGUACAAUAAUCAUUUGAAGAUUCUAAAAUUAAUUCAAUCAGGUGAAGUUAACAUGAAGAGUUGGCAAAAUCCCAAUCACUCACUCCAUAAUGCCUGUCAAUAUUUGUUCUGAGGAAACCUUAGUAUUGCAUGAUUUUAAAAAGAUGUUUUAAAAAAUAUUCAAAGAAAGCUGCUUUUGUUUCUGUAAAUAGUGUUAUUUAUGCUAAACAGUUUAGAUUUUAUAAUUUAAAACUAAACAGAAGUUGUACCAAUGCAAGACAGGGCAAGGAGGAGGUUUAAACAGUAAAUUCAGGGUCUGUUGGGGUAAUGCGAUUGUGCAGAAAGGAGAGACUUUAAAGAGGUUUUAAUCAAGCCAGUGUGAUAACUGAACCUCCACCACCUCAGUGAGUGUUGUUGCUGCAGAUGCAAUAGUGCGUCAGACAGUUGGAGCGAGAGGAAUUGUGUGUACACUGGUCUGCCCAGUAUCGGUCAUAAGGUCAGACCAUCCUUGGAGCCCACGUAGAGAGACGUACAAGCCUCCAAGCCAGCCAUUGAUUGUGGGUCUCUACAAUACAUGAUGUUAAUGAAACCUCUGCUUUUUAUUCAAAAGUCAGAUGGCCAGUAAAUGAUGUGUGGAUGUAUAGAUAUAUCUGUGUAUGUGUGUGGUGAUCUAUAAAAGUACAUUUAAGAAAUUAAUUUUAUUUUAGCAGUAUAUUUGGUAAUAAGGAGUGCUCAGGCCUUUGGUACUGUAGAGUCAAAGGAGACUUUUUUAAACAAUGUAAGUUUGAUGGUUAUAACUUCGGUUUUCUGGAUGAUCCCUGUGACCAAAGGCUGAAGUUUACUUGAAUUUCACCAAAUCUGAAUUCUUGAUAUGGAGUUGAAAAUACUUGUGGUAUAUCUGGUUGGCUUCAGUGUCACCGCUUCUGGUGUCACAGGCCAUCCCUUUGCCAGUGGGGCUGAGACAAGAGGGUAUUAGUUUAUCAGGGAAUGCAACCAACCUUAACCCCUCCCACCCCUUCCCUACAGGACAGUGAGGUUUGGUUGCAAUGAAUGGCUCGCUGUGGUAAGACCAACCUAAUCAGCUCACAAGGUCCAUGCAUGACCCGUGAACACACUCCACCUCACCCCUUACUCCCACUAUGGACAGUAAAUCUAUAUUUGUGUAAAGCAAAAUCCUCACAACAUGUACCGUUUGAUGCAUGGUCCACAGCGCACCAUUAGAAUUCAAAGAAAAACGUUUAUUUAUAAAAUAUGUGGAUUAUAUGAUCUUGUAUAAAACUGUAAUUCAUACUUUGCUUUAAAUUAUCAGUGGCAAGUUGGAUGUUCAUUUAAUGUGUGCCCCUCUCCAUCUGCAGCUUUCUCCUUUCUCUGUCUCUCUCUCCCCACCCCAUCCCAUUCUCCUGCCUCCUCCCCGUCUCUUUUUUCCCCUCAUCACUCCUUUUCUUCUCCCCUCUCCACCACCUCCCCCUCGAUCCUGCUUUCUGUUCCCUCCCUCCCACUCUUUCCCCACCCUCUCCCGACCCAUCCACUGCUCUUUUUCUGUUUAAUUACAGUGUGUUAGGUUUAUAUUGCAACCGGUGUUCUUCUGUUACAGCCUCUUCAUCCAAGACCCCUUCACUGGGGUAAUAGGGGAAUAGGUGCUAACACUCUGUGAACCAAGUUUCCUAUUUUAAUUUUCCAGUCUCUCCCAGAAUUGAGUUGGUAUUUUUUUUUCUAAUUCUUAUUUGUGUUUCUCUGUUUCAGCGUCAGCAGCAAUCAUGCUGUGCUUAUUCUGACUUGUUCCCUAAUGUGUGUAUUUUAUUAAACUUAUUAAAAUAUUACUUGGAUAUUUCCCCCCUCCCGUGUCUUUCUUGCAAGUGCCAAGACGCAGAGGUGCUACAGAAAAAAGCAGAGCCUACGAAGGAAGCUGACAUGUCCAAAG
This is a messenger RNA of Pristis pectinata (smalltooth sawfish), 19319 nucleotides long. RefSeq lists its product as uncharacterized. Gene Ontology annotation, molecular function: DNA binding. The record is from RefSeq and is a predicted model, not a curated record. NCBI's taxonomy places the organism in Eukaryota, Metazoa, Chordata, Chondrichthyes, Rhinopristiformes, Pristidae.